GCGGGCGUGGCUGCCCGUGCCGGGCGGUGUGCGAGCUCCGGGCUGGAACGCCUCAGCCUGUCGGCUGCUGCCCGCAGGCGUGAGGAGGGGAAAGCUGGCCGGCGCCGCCGCCGCCGCGCGCCCCGUCGGGAGCAGGGCUCCAGGGGAGGGGAGCCCAGCGGAGGCGCGUCGGGCUGGGUCCCCGAGAAGCGCUUCGGGUGACCCCCCUCGAGACCGCGCACGGACAGAGGACUCCGGGGACGCUCUGUCGUGCUUUAGGGGACGUGGCGAAAAAGUUUGUUGUGAUCUUAUGCCUUCAUUUAUCCGGCACGGUCCAACAAUUCCAAGACGAACUGAUAUCUGUCUUCCAGAUUCAAGCUCAAAUGCCUUUGCAGCUUCUGGAGAUGGAAUAGUUUCAAGAAACCAUAGUUUCCUUAGAACUCCAAUUCAGAGAACACCUCAUGAAAUAAUGAGAAGAGAAAGCAACAGAUUAUCUGCACCAUCUUACCUUGCCAGGAGUCUAGCAGAUGUCCCUAGGGAAUAUGGCUCUUCUCAGUCAUUUUUAACAGAAUUUAAUUUUGCUGUUGAAAAUGGAGACUCUGGUUCCCGAUAUUAUUAUUCAGAUAAUUAUUUUGAUGGUCAGAGGAGGCGCCCACUUGGAGAUCGAACACACGAAGACCGUAGAUACUAUGCAUACAACCAUGAUCUCUUCCAAAGGGAGCCACUGAACCAGGGCAGGCGUGCUUCAGGUAUUGGGAGAGUUGCUGCUACAUCUUUAGGAAAUUUAACUAACCAUGGUUCUGAAGAUUUACCCCUUCCCCCUGGCUGGUCUGUGGACUGGACAAUGAGAGGGAGGAAAUAUUAUAUAGACCACAACACAAAUACAACUCAUUGGAGCCAUCCUCUGGAGCGAGAAGGACUUCCUCCAGGAUGGGAGCGAGUUGAGUCAUCAGAGUUUGGAACCUAUUAUGUAGAUCACACAAAUAAGAAGGCUCAAUAUAGGCAUCCCUGUGCUCCGAGUGUGCCUCGGUAUGAUCAACCUCCUCCUGUCACAUACCAGCCACAGCAAACUGAAAGAAAUCAGUCCCUUUUGGUGCCUGCAAAUCCUUAUCAUACUGCAGAAAUUCCUGACUGGCUUCAGGUGUAUGCUCGAGCCCCUGUGAAAUAUGACCACAUUCUGAAGUGGGAACUCUUCCAGCUGGCUGACCUGGAUACAUACCAGGGAAUGCUAAAGUUGCUUUUCAUGAAAGAACUGGAACAGAUUGUUAAAAUGUAUGAAGCCUACAGACAGGCUCUUCUCACCGAGUUGGAAAAUCGCAAGCAGAGACAGCAGUGGUAUGCCCAGCAACAUGGCAAGAAUUUUUAAGUUAAUUUUUUAAAACAAAUUUUAAGUUUUAUAAGGGCUUUAAAAUAUUUUCACAGAUAAAAAACUUCAAACAAGAACUUUGGUUAAUAAAGGCAGCUUACUUUUUGGAAAUUAUAAAGUUCUAAUUUUACAUGUAUUUUGUUAUUAAAAAUAUUCUUUUAUUGAGAAAAAAAUGAGUUUAUCAUUUUAAGAGCCAGCAUGGCAGACACUUCUAAAUGCUGUAUAUUUGGAAACUGCUUUGAAUAUUCUCAGUGGAGACAAAUGCAGUAAGAAAUGUCAUUUAACCAGAUAUUAAAUAGGAAAUGAUCAGUUGGUAAACUCUCAAAGUAGCAGCCUUUCUUUAAAAAACAGAGAAAGAGAGAACCUAUGCAUUAUUUUAAAAAAUACGUUUACUGCUUUAGUGUGGAAUAUUGUCUGGAAUUGGAUGGUUUAAACAUUACCAUUGUUUAGUGCAAAACAUAAAAUGGGAUUUGGGGCCUUUAUUGUGAUAAAUUUUUAUAUGUGAUGUAUGGAGUUUCCCCUCCCCUCACCCCCCAAAUGUAAAGAACCCUUUUAAAACGUGUUGAGAAAGUAUUUUUUGGUAUGAAAGGGUGAAAGGCCUAUAAUGUUUCAGGAAUAAAUUUAGGUGUAAGGCCUUAGCCUGUGUGGGAAAGGUGUGCACAGCACUCGAGUUGCUAACAUGACAGAACUCCCUUCCUUUGGGCCAGGGUUCUCACCGCGUCUAGUAACAUGGUGCUGAUGAGACAGUGGAGGCUUCCCAACAGCAUAGCACGUUGCCAUCCUAGCAGACUGGGUUGAGCUGCCAAAAAUGACAAUCAGGGAUUCAUUAAGAAAUCUUGGUCAUUAAAUUGAUUUUACAUAUCCUUUAUCUUCUAAGAGUUUGUCACAAAACUUUAAAACCCAGUAUUUCCCUCCCAAUUUUUUUUUCCUUUUGGUUUAAUAGUUAUUAAGACAUUGUUCAUAAUUAGCACAGUACAUUUGAUUGCGGGCAAAUUUAUGGCAUGUCUAGCCUAGAAUUCUGUGAAUUUCAACACUUGUUGCAAUAGCUUUUCAGUUAUAUUUACACGUGUUGUAAAUAUGUAAAUAAAUUUUUAGUUUAGGUAAUCUUCCAAAAUAUAAAGCACUCCCAGUUAGAUAUCAGUGAAUCUGAUUUAUUGAUAAAAUGUUGAAAAUGUUAAAUGUUUGAUUUUAUAUAACAAGCUUAUUAAAUAUAUUUUUGUGGAAACUAAAUGUGUUGUGUUGUGAGUCCAUGUUUUAUGCAUAGUGCUUAUAAAUAUUCAAUUUUUCCAUCCAGAGGCCCAUAGGCAAAGGAAGCAGUAUAAUGAAAGGGGUAUUCCAAAAUGAAAAUAGGCUAGUGGAAUGUUAUCAGUGGGAAAAGUUAUUUUGCAAGGGCAUGUGAUCAAACUUUCCUAAGACGUGAACAUAUAUAUCUUAUCAACUCUCACACACUCUUCUAUCUUAAUCAUUCUUUAUUCCUUACUUAAUAUUACCAUUUCAUUGAAUUUAAAGCUUAGCCAUUUCUAA
This is a messenger RNA of Hippopotamus amphibius kiboko, 2869 nucleotides long. It is a transcript of the gene SAV1, whose product is annotated as salvador family WW domain containing protein 1. Gene Ontology annotation, biological process: hippo signaling; regulation of cell population proliferation; apoptotic process. The record is from RefSeq and is a predicted model, not a curated record. The transcript has 5 exons. Bases 290 to 1345 code for a protein of 351 amino acids. Gene Ontology annotation, molecular function: protein binding; molecular adaptor activity. NCBI's taxonomy places the organism in Eukaryota, Metazoa, Chordata, Mammalia, Artiodactyla, Hippopotamidae.